Molecule: messenger RNA, 1146 nt
Organism: Aspergillus fischeri NRRL 181
Lineage: Eukaryota; Fungi; Ascomycota; Eurotiomycetes; Eurotiales; Aspergillaceae
Product: zinc-binding alcohol dehydrogenase family protein
Exons: 1
Coding region: 1-1146 (381 amino acids)
Molecular function (GO): oxidoreductase activity, acting on NAD(P)H
Source: RefSeq, a predicted model, not a curated record
AUGGCUCCAAAGAAUCAGGCUGCCUGGAUCCCCGCCAAAAAGGCACGGCCGUUCAAGGUCGGCGACGCGCCCUACACGCCCCCCGGCCCCGGCCAGGUGGUGGUCAGGAACACCGCCGUGGCCAUCAACCCGUUUGACUGGGUGCUGCAAUUUAUUGGGCCGGCGAUCGCCAGCUACAUCAAGUACCCCUUCAUCUUUGGCACCGAUGUGGCCGGCGAAGUGGUCGAGGUCGGCCCCGACGUGGAGCGGUUCAGGGUAGGCGACCGAGUCUUCGGAAGCGCCACUGCCAUAGCCAAGGAGGUCAACCGCCCGGCCGAGGGAGGCUUUCAGCUCUACACGGUCAUGCGACAGCACAUGCUGGCGCCGACUCCAGCCCACAUCACCGACGAACAGGCCUGUGUCCUGGGACUGGGCCUCUUGACAGCGGCGUGGGGUCUCUUCCACCCGGACUAUCUGGGCCUCGACAUGCCUCGGGUCCCAGCGCCCACGGACGUGGUGGGCAGGUCGGGCCUGCCGCGCACUGUUAUUAUCACUGGCGGCGCGUCAAGCGUGGGAAGCAACGCCGUGCAGCUGGCCGUGUCCGCCGGCUACCAAGUCCUAUCUACCUCGUCCCCAAAGAACUUCGACUACGUCAAGGGUCUCGGUGCAACCCAUGUCUUUGACUACAGGAGCAGAACGUUGGUCAAGGACCUCCUGACCGCUCUACGGGGCGACGAGCUGGUCGGUGCCCUCACGAUUGGGCGUGGGGCCGUCGAGGCAUGCACCGCUGUGAUGAGGCAUCAUGAUGUCCGCCUCACGCGGAAGCGCAUCGCCGUGGCUGGCGCCAUAAUACCUGCCGAUAAACUCACGACCUUUGCUGGCAAAGGCACGUACUUGAUGGGGAUAGUGGGGGGCAUGAUCAAGUCGAAUGCGAGGCGCCGUCGGACCGGGGUCGAAGCGAAAUUCAUCCUCCUUGAUGGCCUAGUUGACCCGGAGAGCGUCGUGGCUCGCAUCUACAGGGAGUUCCUGCCGCAAGCGCUUGAGCGGCGCCAGUUUGUGCCAGCACCUCCCACGCACAUCGUGGGCAAGGGACUGAACAAGAUUCAAGAUGCUCUGGAUCUCCAGAGGAUGGGUGUCUCGGGGAAGAAGCUUGUCGUGACGUUGUAG